AUGGAUUUGGAAGUUAAAGGAGUUGCUGCAUCCCCUCAAAGGCAGGCUCAGCUGUCAUCAAGGGGGAGGAAACGUCAGGGCUGGAGACCAGAUACAAGUGCUACUCAUGGCCCUCGCCCACCAGAGAGCUCCUGUUGGGGAGUGACGAGAAGCCAGGAUGGGCUUGCUAGGAGUGAAGGGCCUUGCAGGGUCUGGGGUACCCUGCAGCUGGGGAAGAGGGUACCAUGCCUAGAUCUAGGAAGGCUGGGAGAUUCUGAUGAAGAGGAUGGGGACUCUUACAUCCCAUAUAGUGGGAGUUAUCCUCAUACAUGCUCUCUGGAUUCACCUUCAGAUUGGAGAACAUCAUUACAAAUGCCAUAUGCACAGCAUCAUCGGGCUCAACAGCAUUCUGUUUUGGAGCAGAAGACAAUACCAGAAAAUCUGCCAUCCCCAACAGACAGAUACAAACUGAAGUAUCGUCAGUAUGAAACAGAUAUGAAGGAGGAAUAUAAGCAGUAUUCUCAGAGAAUUGCAGAAAAGAAGAAAGACCACCUCCAAUGUUCAGAAGCUUCAAUAAAGUUCACGUCUACUCUAAGCGUGAAGAUUAGCAUGAUUGAUAGGGAAGAGUUUGCAGCCUAG
Messenger RNA from Mesitornis unicolor (brown roatelo), 618 nucleotides. RefSeq names its product calcyphosin-2-like. The transcript is spliced from 7 exons. Lineage: Eukaryota; Metazoa; Chordata; Aves; Mesitornithiformes; Mesitornithidae. The record is from RefSeq and is a predicted model, not a curated record. Bases 1 to 618 code for a protein of 205 amino acids.